UGCUAUUGCGCCAGGGGUAGUUUUGCAUGCCUGCGGUGUUUCUCCUGGCAGAUGGCGGAUGCAAACAGUUCAGACGUGCCUGAGCCCCCGGGCGCUCCAGGACCCGGCGAGAGUCUCAGCCCCACAAGUGGAAACGCAGGUCGUAAUCUGAAGGAGUGGCUGCAGGAACAGUUCUGUGAUAAUCCAAUCGAACUUUGUCAGGACACCCGGUUGCACGACGCUGCCUACGUGGGGGACCUGCCAACCAUCCAAAAGCUGCUGCAGGAAGACAGUUUUCAAAGCCGCAUCAAUGAGAAAUCUGUGUGGUCUUGCGGCUGGUUGCCUUGUACACCCCUGCGGAUUGCUGCUACAGCAGGGCAUGGAGACUGUGUGAACUUCCUCAUUCAGAAAGGGGCCGAAAUAGAUCUUGUAGAUGUGAAGGGACAAACUGCUCUCUAUGUCGCUGUCGUGCAUGGCCACCUCGAAUGCGUGCACAUCCUUCUGGAAGCGGGAGCUGACCCUAAUGGGAGCCAUCACCACCGUAGCACACCUGUCUACCAUGCAGCCCGUGUGGGAAGAGAUGACAUAUUGAGAGAACUAAUCAGGUUCGGUGCCAAUGUGGAUGCGAAUCCCCACGUGACCUCAGCGUCCGCUAGCCCUUCAUUCAGACCAGUGACAUCCCUGGUGGUUUGCCCUUUGUAUAUUAGUGCAGCCUAUCACAACCUUCCGUGCUUCAAGGUGCUGCUGGAAGCAGGAGCCAACCCAGAUUUUAACUGCUGUGGUCCAGUGAACAUCAAGAAAUUCUCCAGAGACUCUGCAGUGUGCAUCAUGGAUGCCGUCUUACGACACGGCUGUGACAAGGCCUUUGUCAGCCUCUUGAUUGAUUUUGGGGCCAAUCUGAAUCUGGUGAAAUGGGAGACCCUUGAAGAAGGAGCUCCAGGAAGAAUCAGAGUAAACUCCGAAGGCAUGCAGAUGUUCAAAGAAGCCAGAAGUUGCCCCAGGAGAUUGAUGGCUAUGUGCCGUGUGGCGGUGCGGAGACACCUUGGCAAAUGCCGACUGCAUCUAAUAUCUGCUCUUCCUGUUCCAGAUCCUAUUAAGAGAUUUUUACUUCAUGAGCAACAGAUGCAGACGUGAGCCUCCUGGGCUGCAGAAGAAAUUGUACUUCAUGUGAAAGAGCUUGAUUGCUGCGUGUUAUAGUUACUGAUGAAGAAGAGGCCUUUGGGGUUGAAAUGUGCUCGGUUACUUGUCUUAUUGAAUAUGUGAAACCAACUCUGACUGUUGAACUGUCUAAUAGUGGAUGGAAGUGGAUAUAUUCAAGUAAAAACGGCAUUUGAGUUACAAUAGGACUUGUUUUCCAUUGGAGUGUGAGGUGACCUCAUUUCAAUUGUAAUUCUUUGACACUGUGAAAUAAAGUGUAUGUGCUUUUUUUGGUUUUUGA
Messenger RNA from Sphaerodactylus townsendi, 1417 nucleotides. RefSeq names its product ankyrin repeat and SOCS box containing 1 (gene ASB1). The record is from RefSeq and is a predicted model, not a curated record. NCBI's taxonomy places the organism in Eukaryota, Metazoa, Chordata, Lepidosauria, Squamata, Sphaerodactylidae. Gene Ontology annotation, cellular component: ubiquitin ligase complex. The transcript is spliced from 6 exons. Gene Ontology annotation, molecular function: protein binding. Gene Ontology annotation, biological process: protein ubiquitination; intracellular signal transduction. The coding region runs from base 52 to 1113 and encodes 353 amino acids.